AUGGAGAGCCUUUUGGAGAAUAAAUGUUCACUAAAUAUUAUGAUAUUAGUCUAGCCAAUUCCAAUUUUGAUCAUUUCUUGCAUUAACUUUUAAUAUUAAUGUUACAUUACUGAAUGCUGAAUGUUGAAUGUUGAUAAAAUUUCAGGGCUUUGUCAUAUCAGAUUGGCAGGGCAUUGAUAGGAUUACUACUCCACCUGGUGCAAAUUAUACUUACUCUGUCCUGACUGGCGUCAAUGCUGGUAUUGAUAUGAUAAUGGUUCCUAAUGACUAUGCUCAGUUUAUUGACACUUUGACCUCCCUUGUGAACAAGAAGUUCAUCCCCAUGAGCAGAAUUGAUGAUGCUGUAAGAAGGAUUUUGCCGGUGAAAUUCACCAUGGAUCUCUUUGAGAACCCCUUGGCUGAUCUUAGCUUUGUUGGUCAGCUUGGGAAAAAGGAGCACAGAGAUUUGGCAAGGGAAGCUGUAAGGAAAUCACUUGUGCCGUUGAAAAAUGGGAAAUCUACUAGCAAGCCGUUGCUCCCCCUCUCUAAGAAGGCACCAAAGAUCCUUGUUGCUGGGAGUCAUGCUGAUAGCUUGGGUUACCACUUACCAGUGAGUAUAAGAUACAAAAAGCCAUGAUUGCUGUUGAUCUACUAUUUAUCCAAGGAACUAAUGAUAAACAACACAGAAGUACAAUUUUUGCUAUCCUACAUCUUUCUUCUGUUUUUUAAACCCUAAACUCUCCUAAGGUGCAUUACUAGUUAUUGUUUUAUAUUGUUACCUCCUGGUUUAACACUGUGGUAUUUA
Phoenix dactylifera (date palm) is the source of this 784-nucleotide messenger RNA. Lineage: Eukaryota; Viridiplantae; Streptophyta; Magnoliopsida; Arecales; Arecaceae. The record is from RefSeq and is a predicted model, not a curated record.